This is a messenger RNA of Arabidopsis arenosa, 2119 nucleotides long. The record is from the annotation of a GenBank genome assembly. Lineage: Eukaryota; Viridiplantae; Streptophyta; Magnoliopsida; Brassicales; Brassicaceae.
GCCGACGUCUGGAGAAGAAUAAGGUCUAACAAUGGAAGUCUGAGAUGGUUCCUUUAGUUUCUAAUUAUAAAAGAGAAUUUCGUUUUAAUUUCUCUUUUUGUUUGUCUCCUCCUCGAUUUCAAGUGAUUGAUUUAUGUAAAUUUUGAGCUUCCCUUCAAAGGAAAUGACAAGUUUCGUGAUUCUACUCGAGCUCUAUUACUUUUGGUGAAUAAGGGAUAAAGAAAUUGAUUCCAACAGAUUAGAAAUGGCGUAUUCUGUUCUUCGGCUUCGAAAGGUUUCAGCUUUGGGGAUUUCUCGUGUUCUUCAAGCUGAUCAGGGAAGUUUGUGGCGGUUUCACUUAGAACCUGAGUUUGGUGAGUUUUUGAGAUUAGGUGUCUUGACUAGGAACUACAGAAAGAACUCAGGAUCUCCAAAGUUUGAUUUCACUGGCACGGGAACCACCUCAAAGUUUGAUUUCACUGAUCUCACCUGUCCUCAUACAUGGUAUCCAAUAGCUCGGAAGAAGAAGCGUAAGGUCAUUCUACAUGUUGGCCCGACAAACAGCGGGAAGACAUAUAGUGCCCUUAAGCACCUUGAGCAGAGUUCUUCAGGCGUAUAUUGUGGUCCGUUAAGAUUGUUGGCAUGGGAGGUAGCCAAACGGUUAAACAAAGCAAAUGUUCCAUGUGAUUUGAUCACGGGACAAGAGAAAGACUUAGUGGAAGGGGCAACACACAAAGCUGUGACAGUUGAAAUGGCUGAUGUUACGUCGGUCUAUGAUUGUGCCAUCAUUGACGAAAUUCAGAUGGUGGGAUGUACACAAAGGGGAUUUGCAUUUACUCGUGCUCUACUUGGAAUCGCGGCUGAUGAGCUACAUUUAUGUGGCGAUCCUGCUGUCGUACCUCUUGUUGAAGAUAUACUGAAAGUAACUGGAGAUGAUGUCGAGGUUCGAACAUAUGAGAGGCUUUCACCAUUAGUCCCUUUGAAGGUGCCUGUUUCAUCAGUUUCCAGUAUCAAAACUGGGGAUUGUCUUGUCACCUUUUCCCGAAAAGAUAUAUAUGCAUAUAAGAAAAUAAUUGAACGUGCGGGGAAUCAUCUUUGCUCUGUGGUUUAUGGUUCAUUGCCUCCAGAGACUCGCACGGCACAGGCGACAAGGUUUAACGACGAGACCAAUGACUUUGAUGUGCUUGUUGCCAGCGAUGCAAUUGGCAUGGGCCUUAAUUUGAAUAUUUCAAGGAUUAUCUUCUCGACCCUUCAAAAAUUUGAUGGUUCCGAGACCAGAGACCUAACAGUAUCUGAGAUUAAACAAAUUGCAGGGAGAGCUGGCAGAUUCCGAUCAAAGUUCCCUAUUGGCGAAGUAACUUGUUUGCACAAAGAGGAUCUUCCGUUACUCCACUCUUCGCUCAAGUCUCCUUCACCUCUUCUUGAGCGUGCUGGACUAUUUCCAACAUUUGACCUCCUAUCUAGGUAUUCCCAAGCACACCCUAAACACGGGUUGUACCAGAUAUUGGAACAUUUUGUUGAAAAUGCUAAGCUGUCUUCAAACUACUUCAUCUCUAAUGUUGAAGACAUGAUGAAAGUUGCCGCCAUUGUUGAUGAAUUACCCCUCGGAUUGCAAGAGAAGUACCUUUUCGUGGUCAGUCCAGUUGAUAUAAAUGACGAAAUUUCAGGCCAGGGACUUGCACAGUUUGCUCAAAACUUCUCGAAGGCAGGCGUUGUGAGGCUCCGGGAGAUACUUGCAGCCGACAGAGUUAAGGUUCCCAAAACACCAACAGAACUCAAGGACCUUGAAUCCAUUCACAAGGUUUUGGAUCUGUACGUAUGGUUAAGCUUAAGGCUAGAGGAUUCUUUUCCUGACCGCGAAGUAGCAGCUUCACAAAAGUCAAUCUGCAAUAUAUUGAUUGAGCAAUUCUUAGAGGGAAAUAGAUUAAGCUCUCCUACCCGUGUCUCACGAUAUCUAAGACAGCAAAAAUUCUGAGAAAACAUUUCAAGUUUGGUUGGACAAUUGUCUUGUUCCGUUCGUUGGUUUGGUCACUAAAAGGAAAAAGAAAAGAUGAGUGACUGUGCCAAAUGAUCUUAGCACUACUUGAUAAUGGAGCAUUCAAAAGUUGUCAUUAACAGUGAAUAAACCAUUUGAUUUAUU